Diorhabda carinulata is the source of this 1282-nucleotide messenger RNA. RefSeq lists its product as uncharacterized. The coding region runs from base 290 to 1234 and encodes 314 amino acids. Gene Ontology annotation, cellular component: neuron projection membrane. The record is from RefSeq and is a predicted model, not a curated record. NCBI's taxonomy places the organism in Eukaryota, Metazoa, Arthropoda, Insecta, Coleoptera, Chrysomelidae. The transcript is spliced from 6 exons. Gene Ontology annotation, biological process: synapse organization.
CUGUUUUCACCGAGACUCCGCAGACACCGAAAUAUCAGUUCAAGUUUCAACGCGCGCGAACUUCAAUGCAACCCAUAAAUUUGAGUUUCGUGGUUUGAUUAUCCUGGUGCACAAAAUACCGGAGCUUAAAUAUCGUGCGAUUAUUAACAUCGUGAUUGAGUUUAGUAAAUUUGUGUAAAGGAUUACAACUUUUUUUUAUUUUAAACUUGAGAUGUGAACCUAGUGAAUGUUCAAAUUCAAACGAUAUCUAGCUCGGAGAUGACAAACUUAAGAUGGAUGUCAUUUGAACAUGGUUAUUUUUAGUUUGAGAAUGUUUAACCGGCCUCCAUAUUUCAUUCUGUUGACGUACAUUAUUUUGGGAUUCCAGAUUAUGGAAUAUACGAACGGAAACCACAUUUCAGAAAAUCGCAGCAAUAACACUUUGGUUUCAAGAUAUAAAAGAAGUUACGAGCGCCACAAAUCUAAAGAUACUUUAACGAAGAAUUCUGUGGUUAAAGAUACGUCAACUGCCAAAUCGAGCGGUAGCAGUUUGUUUGUAACAGAUAAUUGCACGGUGGUAGUAGCUCAGAUCGGUGGAACUGCGACUUUACCUUGUACUGUAAGAAAAUUCAACAACGGAGUGGUAUCUUGGAUCCGCAAACGUGAUUAUCAUCUGCUGACUGUAGGUCUAGCUACUUAUAACACGGGCGACAGAUUUUUGGUCGAACACGUUAGACAUCUACAGAAUUGGGGAUUGCUUAUAAAGAAAGUUCAAUUUUCUGACGCUGGAUUGUACGAGUGUCAGAUGUCCACGCAUCCGCCUUCCAGUAUUAUCGUCGAACUGAGAGUCACAAAAGCCUUGGCAGAAAUUCAGGGCGCGCCGGAUUUGUACAUUCAUUCAGGAUCGCGUCUCCAGCUAGUAUGUACUCUACGGGAUUCUACGGAAACUCCAGAAUACGUUUUCUGGUUUCACGAGCAACGCAUGAUAAAUUAUGAUCCGGGAGUUUAUGUACAGGACGGACGAAGUUCCAGUGUCAUUUACAUACAAGAAGCCGAUAAAAGUCAUAACGGCAAUUAUACCUGUAGCCCUUCGAAUGCUGUACCUGCUUCUAUCAAUGUACAUGUGCUCAACGCUACCGCAGAAGAGAAGCCUGCCGCAAUGCAACACGCCAAUACUUCAAGUUCAAUAAUGUUUUUCUUCGUAAGAUACGGUGUUGUUUUAGUAAUAUUAAGGUUGAUUUUCCAAAAAACGUGACUGUGAAAUCGCAUCCGGUGAAUCUGAUAACAAAAUUAUAUAUAUAUA